Molecule: messenger RNA, 1830 nt
Organism: Wallemia ichthyophaga EXF-994
Lineage: Eukaryota; Fungi; Basidiomycota; Wallemiomycetes; Wallemiales; Wallemiaceae
Product: Polyamine transporter 3
Exons: 3
Coding region: 1-1830 (609 amino acids)
Biological process (GO): transmembrane transport
Molecular function (GO): transmembrane transporter activity
Source: RefSeq, a predicted model, not a curated record
AUGGACUUUGUUGAUUUCUCAAACGAGGUACAGCGCCGGCCUUCGACGUUAUCAGGAGUGAGCGAAAUUAAAUAUCCGGGAUCACAUGCUUCCCGUGCAUCGUUUUCAGCGCCGCAGAAUGUACCUAAACGUAAGGCGAGCUUGAACGUCUCAAAUCAUAUCUCAAAGCGUGCCAGUUCCCUCAAGCCCAAGCAUCAAAUGCCAGAUUCUGAACACGGCACGUUGUUGAAUAACCCUGCAGACAAUGCAGACAAUGUAGACAAUGUAGACGCUGCAGCCACGACAGACACUAAAAACAACUCUCCCACACGCGCUUCUGUCAUCGAACGCCGUGAGGAGGACGUCGAAAAAGGUGACGAAAAGGCUGUAAAUGACUCGGCUGCUGUACAAAACAAGGAUGAGAAGGAUCCUUUCUUUGUUGAGUUCACGCCAGGUGAUCCUGACAACCCAAAGAACUGGAAGACUUGGUACAAGUGGCAUUGCACCAUGCUCAGUUCCGUCCUCAUCCUUAACAGCACCCUCGCCUCCAGUAUCCCUUCCUCAGCCUUGCAAAACGUCAUGCAGGAGUUUGGCGUGUCCCAGGAAACUGCUACAGUACAAAUCACCCUCUUCCUCUUUGGUUACGUCGUUGGUCCUUCUUUCUGGGCGCCGGUUAGUGAAAUCUGGGGUAGGAAACCCAUUUUCAUUAUUACUCUCUUUGUUUACACUACUGUCACCAUUGGUUGCGCACUCGCUCCGAACAUUACGUGUUUGCUUAUUUGCAGACUCAUCACGGGCACAGCUGCAGCUAGUCCACUUACUAAUUCCGGUGGUGUCGUUACUGAUAUUUGGCCUCUCGACAAGCUUGGUAUUCCUUUAGCCACGUUUGCUUGUUCACCCUUCCUCGGUCCCGUCCUCGGUCCAAUCCUUGGUGGUUUCGAAGCGCAGUAUGGUGAUGUUGGUAGCUCGAGAGGCUGGCAGUGGACCUACUACACGUGUCUAAUCUUUGGAUUUACCUGUCUCUGUUUUGUUAUUUUCUUUCUUCCGGAAACUUAUGGCCCAACUAUCAUAGAGAGGCGUGCAAAGAAGCUGCGUAAGGAAACUGGUGACAUGCGGUACUACUGCGCUUCAGAGAAGAAUCGUCCACCUAUUGGACAGCUUUUGAAGACGUCAUUGACUAGACCACUACGCUUGCAAGUAACCGAACCAAUCGUUAUCUUCAGUUCAAUCUACAUCUCUAUCGUAUAUGGAGUACUUUACAUGACAUUUGAAGCCUUUCCGCUUAUUUUCAGAGGCGUGCAAGGCUUCUCUGUUGGUAUUUCAGGAUUAUCAUUCAUCUCUAUUGCAAUCGGAAUUGGAUUCUUCCUCAUCGUUGUUAUCCUUUAUGAUAGGCGAUACCAGAGGGUGGCUAGGGAGACAAAGAAGCUACCACCAGUUGAGAUGCGUCUAGAGCCAACACUACACGUUGGAUCAUUCGCAUUUGCUAUUGGAUUAUGGUGGCUUGGAUGGACCGGAUAUAAAGAGUCGAUCCCUUGGCAAGCACCAAUGGCAGCUGGAAUCCCACUGGGAUUCGGAAUCGUGAUGAUAUUCAUGUCAUUCCUUAAUUAUCUCGCGUCGACUUAUGUCACAUUCUCAGCAUCAGCGCUCGCAGCCAACACUAUAACGCGGUCAAUAGUUGGUGCAGUAUGCCCACUGUUCGUUGACCAAAUGUUUACUGGUAUGCAAAUUCAGUAUGCUUGCACAUUGCUAGCAGCAAUAGCUACAGUAUUAUGCGCUGUACCAUUUUGGUUCUACUACAACGGAGCCAAACUGAGAGAGCGCUCAAAAUACGCGUUCAAGUAUCCACAGUAA